This is a messenger RNA of Cyprinodon variegatus (sheepshead minnow), 1151 nucleotides long. RefSeq names its product urotensin-2 receptor-like. Gene Ontology annotation, molecular function: urotensin II receptor activity. Bases 27 to 1118 code for a protein of 363 amino acids. The transcript has a single exon. Gene Ontology annotation, biological process: regulation of blood pressure; neuropeptide signaling pathway; blood vessel diameter maintenance. The record is from RefSeq and is a predicted model, not a curated record. Gene Ontology annotation, cellular component: membrane. Lineage: Eukaryota; Metazoa; Chordata; Actinopteri; Cyprinodontiformes; Cyprinodontidae.
AGUCCGGACGGAGCCCACGGAGCGUGAUGAACAACAGGUCUCUGACUCCGCAGCUGGAUGGAGCUGGAGGUGGAGGCGGCGGGUCGCUCGGAGCUGUUGAUCAUGAACUCGUCAUCACCUCUACUUUCGGGACGCUCCUGUCCGUGGUCUACAUUAUCGGGGUGUCCGGGAACGUGUACACGCUGGUGGUUAUGUGCCACUCCAUCCGCUUCGCCACCUCCAUGUACAUCUCCAUCAUCAACCUGGCUCUAGCAGACCUCCUGUACCUCUCCACCAUCCCCUUCGUGGUGUCCACAUACUUUCUAAAGGACUGGUACUUCGGGGAUGUGGGCUGCCGCAUCCUGCUCAGCCUGGACCUCCUCACCAUGCAUGCCAGCAUUUUCACCCUCACCGUCAUGUGCACUGAGCGCUACUUGGCCGUCACGCAGCCGCUGGACACGGUGCGGCGCUCCAAAAGCUACCGCAAGGCUUUGGCGUGGGGUGUUUGGCUGCUCUCCCUGUUCCUCACACUCCCCAUGAUGAUCAUGGUAGCCCAGACAACCAAGAAGACGCCGGACGGGGGAGUUAAGAGGAUGUGCGCGCCCACGUGGGCGCCUCUGGCUUACAAAGUGUAUGUGACAGUCCUGUUUGGCACCAGCAUCAUGGCCCCGGGGCUCAUCAUCGGCUACCUGUACGUGCGCCUGGCCCGGACUUAUCUGGAAUCGCAGCGCACCGCGGUGAUCAGCAAAGGUGGGAAGCGCUCCCCGAAGCAGAAGGUUCUCAUCAUGAUCUUCACCAUCGUGCUGGUGUUCUGGGCUUGUUUCCUGCCCUUUUGGAUCUGGCAGCUGCUGCCUCUGUAUCACACCAAGCCGCUGAGCCUUGCGUCACAGACGCACACCUGCAUCAAUUACCUGGUGGCCAGUCUGACUUACAGCAACAGCUGCAUCAACCCCUUCCUCUACACGCUGCUCACUAAGAACUACAGGGAGUACCUGAAGAACAGACACAAGAGCUUUUAUAAGUACACCUCAUCGUUCAAGCAUCGGCCUCCAAGUCUGCACUCCUGGGGCAAGUCAGGAUCCUCCAGCAACCAGUAUGAGUUUAACUCUGAGACGCUGGUUAUGGGGACGCUCAGGUGACUUACUGGGUGGAGGGAAAGACUCCUGAGAAAA